Molecule: messenger RNA, 3804 nt
Organism: Pocillopora meandrina
Lineage: Eukaryota; Metazoa; Cnidaria; Anthozoa; Scleractinia; Pocilloporidae
Source: the annotation of a GenBank genome assembly
AGACUACUUUGACGACGGAUUACAGCUCUAAAGGUAAGAUUUAAAGUAUUAGAAUAGUUACAAGAUAGAAAUUUUAAGUCUCGCCUUCGCCACGAAUGCAAAAUUGAGAGUUUUCCAAAUUUUUAUUUUAUUUAUUUUAUUUUUUUUCUCUUUUGUUUUUCUCUUUCUUUUCUUCUCUUUUUCGUCGCCACUCGAUUUCUGUUUUAUAAAUGCCAAGCACAACAGUACAAUACUUUAGGAUAUCUGGGAAAUCAAAAUGUCCAUUAUAGGAUUGAAGACUUUCCGAGUGCCCGACAUUGUAACAUAUCACAGUCGCACAAAUUGUUCUGGUAAUUCUUAUAAAUGUUUCGUUCAGACAUUCUUCGCGGUAAAUCGUUGAAUAUCAAAUUAUACAUGUAAUCCCAUGUAAUCUAUCAAAAGGGUCGCGUUUUAAAAGUCAGAAUCUUCGAUUUUAUAUGCAUAUUUACAAAGAUUACGAGUCAAAAAGAAGAUUAGCAUAGAGGACAUUUUAACGUCUUAUUUUUCAUUGCUAAUGAUGAUUUGGUUCUUGAUACGUUAGUAACCUUACAACUAGAUCACUAUGUUAAAAAUAACUAUCAUAGGGAGAAUGCUAUCUUCGAUCAAUUUCUGGCAAAAGUCAGGUUCUUUCGUGCUUUACUCCUAUUUUUUAUAUUUUUUGCACAAAGCAGAUUAUUUAUUCAUAAAGUUCUGAUCUCCAGCAGCAGAUGUUUAAAAAUAGUCUAAAAUGGAAGGUAUAAUCCUCAAGUUUUAAUUCUAUCUUUUCCUUUGGAAUCGCUUCGACAAAUUAGAAUCCCAGCAAGGGUGCGUUGAGGUAUUCUUGUAUCCUGAUUGUGGAUAAAUCCACAAUCUUCCACUUAACAAUACAAUAAACAACCUUGUUGUGUCCCUGGAUGUCAGAAUGCAAGUCACUUCAAUGUGAAUUUCAUAUAUCAGUAUUAGAGAGGUGUCAGAUUGUAAGCAUUUCCCCUAAGUGGUCAGUAAUCCUUUUUGAAGGUCUUAAAGUCAUGCACGAUUAAUCAAGUGAAAAAUCGAUAUGUCCGUUUUAUUUGAAGUUCAAACGGCAUUAAGUACCCCUUGAUAAUCUGUACUCUAUUUUAUUGUUCAAAGAUACAUGACCGUUGUUUCACUACCGAGUCCGCACUAGAACCUAUUUAGAGGAACGUCUUGCAAUUGUGCGAAGUGCUUUUGUUCUUCACUGAAAGUCAUUUGUUCUUCAUUCCAUAGUUCAUAAUUAAAGUGAUAUAUCAUGUCUCUGAACGGAUCGAACGUGAAAGAGGAGGAAGAUACGAAGUUCACAAAACUCUUCGUUGGAGGAAUUCCUUAUAAUACAGCGGACGGAACUUUAAGGGAGUACUUCGAACAGUUUGAUGACAUUGUGGAAGCUGUAAUCAUCCGUGAAAGAAAUAGUCAGAGAUCCAAAGGAUACGGAUUUGUAAGUGAUCUUAUAGAAACCAUAUUUUAAGUUGAGUGACAAAAUUAGGCUGUGGAAUGUAAUAAUUUUAUCGGAGAGUUUGUCCGUGAGGGUAUGUGGGUCACUAGGUCACAAGGAAAAUUCUUUAGCCAGAUACCGAUUCUCUGCCACUGCCAACUGCAUAUGGUAGACUUAUUUACUACAUCAGCGAGGUUAAUGCACUGAUAUUUAACCUGCUUCUGUAAAGCAUCAGUAUUAUUUCCAUGAUGGGAAAAUACAUGAUAAAAUUAUAUCUGCGUGAAAGAUGUGUUCGCAAUAUACAUUUUAAAAUCUUUUUCUCGUUCAAAGGUUACUAUGGCCACUAAAGAGGGAGCCAAAAGAGCAUGCGUCAACAAAAGGCCAAUGAUCGACGGUAGGCGAGCCAAUGUCGACCUGGCGUAUCUUGGUGCAAAACCCAAACCUACUAAAAUGCCUCAAACAGAUGAUGCUGCCAGCCCAGAAACUAACGGUGUUCCUGCCUCGCCUACAAACUCUGAAGCUGCUACAGACAGUGGAGCAGAAUGGGCUCCCGAAGAGUUCAGUCCUAAGUUCAAGAACCCUCAAGGUUACAAUGUUGGCUUUAAGUAUGACACAGGACAUCCAUCUCCUCCUAUACCGAUAAUGAUCCAUCCAGCAGAAUUCAAGCCACCAAACGUCAGCAGUAUGCAGACCUACAAUUCCAAUAUGCCAAUGAUGAACAACGUGGCGUAUUACGCAGGAAGUAUUCCACCCUACUCCUCACCAACCAAUGCAGGCUUUGACCCCAAGUUCAUUGAUCCUUCCACUGUUAGUUUAGUAACCUAUGUCCCUCAAGUGCCUGUGACAUCUGCUCAACAAAACUCCCAGAGUCUUAAUGUGCAAUGUCUGCCACAGUACAACCAUGUUCCACAACCACUAUCAACGACGAAGCUGAUCCCAAACCCCCGCUAUGUCUACCCCAUGCCAGUGUGGUAUGUGGAUCAGGGCAGGAUACCUGGUGGGCAGGUCAGUUUUGAACCUGUGAGUAACUACUCCCAGAUACCUUUCAACUCCAACUCUGCGGAUGGAAGCAACACCUUUUCCACUUGCAAAAUGUAUCCCAUCACAACUUAUUUCUGACACGUUUUACUUGAAUUAACAUACCUUAUAAAGGAAAUUUGCGUUUUCUACAAGUUAUCAUGGACUCAGUAUAUAGUCAGCCUAUGAACAGAUAAUCAUCGCAACAGGUUUCUUAAUUAUAAUAGUUAUUUUCAUAAAUUAUUUUCUGAUUGUCAAAUUUGACGCACCUAAAGUAAUUUUUACACCUGCUCCUAUAUGCAUGAAGCAAUAACUUUUUUCCUUAUCUGGGCAUACACUGAGAUAUGUUACGCCAAUAACUGUAGAAAGAAACUGCCUCAAUGUACAUCAGUGCGAUAUAGCCAUGUAAAUUACUAAAUAAAAUUAAAUCAAUCAAAACCAAGUAAACGCUGUUUUAAAGCAGCCUCAUUUAGGAUAAGUUAAUUAAGGUAUAAAUACGUCACUUGAACCAGCUCAAGCUAUCGAGAAGGUAUCUUCGUGACGAUGUACUGUAUCAGUACAUGUUAGAACUUUAAACGAUCAUUGACAAGAGUAAUUGUACCGAUAAGUUUAUACGCAGGCGUAUCAACUAAAUGAAAUUAUGGAUGUUAUUAUAAACACUUUAGUUAUGCUGUAGAUAUCAUAGAAACAUUCACACUUUUGUAAUGUACCGAGGACUAGAUUUCAUUCACAGUAAUUGAAUAGGUAAAUUCAGAUUUAAUUGAAGUCGCCUGUUAGUUCGAUUGAAACAUCGGAAAUAACUCAGUCAAAUCCAUCCGUUUAUUUUAGAAUAAAAUUUCUACUGUUUUGUCUUUGCAACAAGCUUUUAUGUCAUGUUAGUCUUGUGUUAGAGGAUAUGUCAUGUUGGCGUACAUUGAGAAACAAAGGUUUCCUUUUUUCUUUCGCUUCACAUUUUCAACGUGCAGUUAGUGAAGGCGAAUUAGCCAAUGUAGCUGACGUCUUAGCCGGCCAAUUUAUUGCGACGCAAGGCAACACUCGAAAGAACAUCUUUUCCAUAUUCGCUUCAGUGGCCAAUUUGCCUUAAAUUAUCAACGAUACAUGACAAUCAACUAAAUCAAAGAUGCGUCUAUCCAUAAACCGUUGUAGACAUGAACCAAAUCAACGGCAACAUAAUCAAAUUGAACGAACAUUUUUACUACUGUGUAUCCCUAGUAUUCUGUAAUCUGGUUUCGUACGCUGAUGCUUCAAGACAUUUUUUGAGAUACAUCAGCUACGCGUCAGAAAAGAGGCCUGAACUACGAUUAUUCUCUUUCAUGAAAAUAAAACAAAGACGGUCC